GCCGUUAGUGAGAACUGCGCUCUCUCUCACGGAAAUAGCCCGUCCUCGCCAGACCGGUCGGACCGCGUGUUUACGUCUGUGGCGAGGUCAGCGCUCAUCUCUGCGUGUGCCGUCUGCGACUGAAAGUGCAGAGUGAAGUGCAUCCAGACUAGGGCGAUAACCACAUCCACCAUAGCCGUGUCGGAAUUGAGGCCGCACCGGACGCUCCCUGUCAGUACGACCGACAGACGUUCUUCCAGAACGUAUCUCAGUGAAAUGUCGCCACUGUUGUGAGACACGCCUGCCGCAGUGUCAGUGUCAGUGUCAGUGUGUCGUCGGACUGACACGCACGUGCCGGCGGCGUCGCGAUCGAUCCGUCGGCGCCCUGUGAGCCGCGGGAGGCGUGGAUGGGCGUGCGUGAGUCAGUGUUCCUGAGAAGCGGCUGAGAGGAGGGUCGCGGAAGGCCGGACGGGACACGUUCUCGGCCAUGUCGGAUACCGAGCGGUCAGCAUCGGCGGCCGCUAUCGUGAGCGAUGCCGGCUCGGCGGGCGGCGCCGACGCCGAGCCGGUCCCCGAUCCGGGCACCCCCGGCUCCGGGGACUCCAUCGACACCAACAUGGUGCCACCCUACGAGCGAAACACCGACAUGACCGACGAGGAGCUCAAGCAGGCGCGCUCCAGCAGGAGCUGCAGCGUGGUGACCGGCCUCAGUCAGGCCAUGGCCGACUUUGACCCCUUCAGGAACCACCAACUGGACUUGAGAAAGGGCCUUCAUCAGGUGGCGCGGGAGGGCGACUCAGAGGCGAUGCGGCUGCUGCUGGACUCGCUGUUGAACCAGCCGCAGCGGCUGCAGCGCCGGUUGAACCAGCUCGACUCGGAGAGACUCUCGCCGCUGCACUACGCCGCGCGCUACAACCGACUCGAGACGGUCCGGCUGCUCAUCAAGUACGGAGCGCGCACCAACAUCCGCGGGGAGGACGGCCUCACGCCGCUCCACUACGCCGCCAGGUACCGUCGCCAGCUGCCAGUCGCCCAGGCGCCCGUCGAAGAACGGUUCUCCACAGCGACAGUGACGCCGCCGACUCCGCCCCCCGAGCAGGAGGAAACGGUCAUCGACGUCCUGGUGGAUAACGGCGCCGACGUCAACGCCAAGGACGUCUACGGACUGACGUCGCUUCACUACGCUGCCAUGCGCGGCAACGACCAAGCCGCGCAGCAGUUGCUGCAGUGCUCCAACGUGAACCCUGAGGCCAAGGACAACCAGCAGAUGACGCCGCUGCACAUGGCGGCCACCUACGGCUACCCGACGGUGACGGCGCUGCUGCUGAAGCUGGACGUGCCGCUGCGCUGUGUGGACGAGGAGCAACAGACGCCGCUGCACAGCGCCGCCAAGGGCGGACACUGCCGCAUCGUCAGCAUGCUCAUCAUGGCCGCCCGGGAGAGGUCGGGAGCGACGGUGGUCAAACAGAUGCUGGCUGACCGUGACCAGCGUCAGAACUCUGCUCUCCACCUGGCGGUGGAAAGCGGCAGUCUGUCCACUGUGGAACUGCUGGUGGAGACGGGCGCCGCCGAUGUGAAUGUCGUGAAUGACACGGGUGACUCGCCGCUGCACGGCGCUGUGGUGGGCGGGCAGCUGGACAUCGUCAAAAUGCUCGUCAGGCACCACGCCGCCAUCAACAUGCAGAACUUCCAGCACCAGACUCCGCUGCACCGAGCGGCAAUGUACAACCACAUCGACAUCAUCGAGUACCUCCUGAGCAGACGAGCUAACAUCGAGCGGCUGGACACGGACAAUUUCACGCCGCUGCUGCUGGCGGCUUCGGCGGGUCAUGCGCGAGCUGUCGAAACCCUUCUGCGGCACGGGGCGGACAUCAGUGCCACCGACAAGUACGACAUGACGGCUAUCAGCUGGUGCGCCAAAGAGAACAACGUUGGAGCGCUGGAGGUUCUAUUGCGUCACUGUCAAGCACCAGCACUAGUCGACUUCAGUGACAAGUACGACAACUCGCCACUCCACUUGGCGUGCCGCGAGGGCUAUCUGGCCAUUGCCCGUGCACUGCUCGACGCCGGCAGUCGGAUUGAUAACAAGAAUGAGGACGAGCAGACACCGCUACAUGUGGCUGCUAAAUACGGCCGGACGGCUGUGGUGAAGGAGCUGCUGCACCGCGACAACCUCAUCAUCACCGAUCAGGACGAACAGCAGAACACCGCGCUACACGUGGCCGCCCUCGAGGGACACCAGCUGGUGGUCGAGGCACUCAUCGAGGCAGGUGCCGCCGUGGUGGCCCGAAACGUGCAUCUCUGGACACCACUCGACUGCGCGUCGGCCAAGGGCUGGAAGAACACGGUUAAGAUCUUGUUGGCCAACGACUCUCCUGUGGACCCGGUGGACAAGUCCAAGACGACGCCGCUCCACCUGGCGGCCAGAGAAGGUCACCGCUCCGUGGUGAAGGUGCUCCUGGAGGCCGGAGCCCUGCUCAGUGCGCGAGACGGCAACGGAAAGGGCGCCCUCGAGCUGGCCAUUCUCAACGGCCACAGAGACGUCGUGUCGACAAUUCUGCAAUCGGACCAGUGGCGUGACGCGCUCAAUAACGUGACGCAGUCGGCACGUAACGUGCGCGUCACACCGAUCCGUCUGCUGAUCAAAAAGUACCCCGACCUGGCCGAGGAGGUGUUCAACAUGUGCACCAAAACCAAUGGCUUGGAGCUGAAUGACAAGAACCUGGCGGUGACGUUUGACUUUGAGUUCGUGGACGACACCUACUCCUCCGUGCAGCCACCGGAGGACGACACAGAGCUCAACGUCAGAGACGACACCUCGAAUGGCGCAGGUGACGCUCUCUACCACUACUCCUGCUACGCUGACGACGGCACGGUCAAGGACUCGGCCCACCCGUACACCAUGGACUCGACGGUCAGGAAGAACAACCACCCGCUGAUGAUCAUGGUCCGCGCCAAACGGGUGGCGCUGCUCGGCCACCCGCUUUGUCUGACGCUGUUGCACUUCAAGUGGCACCGGCUGGCGCGCUACCUCUACUACGUCAACCUGCUGCUCUACAUCACCUUCCUGACCUUCCUCACCGGCUACCUCAUCUCCACGCCGCCGCCGAACGCCUACACCGACAAAAUAGCGACAGCCGCUGACGCGAUGUCGGACUCUUCUGUCUCUGAAGCUCUCCCGAACAAGACGUUUGUGGCCUGUCCCGAGAUCCGCGCCUGGCUUCACGAGGAGCAAAACCUGUUCGCCAGCGUGGGCCGCUACGUGAUCACGGUGCUGGCCUGUCUGCAGCUGCUCAAGGAGCUGGGCCAGGUGUUCCAGGCUCGUCUUCACUAUUUUGGCUGGAACAACACUCUGGAGUGGACGUGCUACGUGUGCGCCCUGCUGCUGGUCUGGGACUUUGACGACUGCUCGCGGGACACCGGCGUCAGACAGCUGUGGCAGUGGAACGUCGGCGCGGCGGCCGUAUUUCUCGGCUGGAUGAACCUGCUGCUCUUCAUCCGCAAGUUCCCCGUGUUCGGGAUCUACGUCGUCAUGUUCACUGACGUCCUCUCCACGUUCAGCAAGUUCUCGGUCGUCUUCUUCCUCUUCAUCACGGCCUUCGCCAUCAGCUUCUUUGUCCUGCUUCAGAAUCAGGCGGAGUUUUCGUCUGUGGGAAAGUCGCUGCUGAAGACAGCCGUCAUGAUGAUUGGCGAGUUCGACUACAGCAACAUCUUCUUCGACGACUCGCAGACAGUGCCGUUCCCGGAGGUCACCUACACGCUAUUCGUCGCCUUCCUCAUCCUCAUGUCCAUCAUCAUCAUGAACUUGCUGGUGGGUCUGGCCGUCGACGACAUCAAGGCCGUCCAGGAGCAGGCGUCGCUGAAGCGGCUGGCGAUGACGGUGCAGCUGGUCCUAGACGUCGAGUCCAUCCUACCCGACUUCAUCCUGCGGAAGCUCACCGUACGCACUAUGACCAUCUACCCCAACCAGCGCAAGAAGAACUUCAUCGCCAAACUGUGGCGCGGCGACUUUGCCAUGAAGGAGGUGGCAGAAAAGAUGAUGGCCGACGCGGAGAAGGUUGGCGCUGACCUGGCGCAGGAGACCACCCUGCACCAGCUGCAGAGUCUGAAGACGGAGGUGCGCCUGCUGGCCGACCAGCUGCAGACCAUCCGCGCCAUGACAGAGGCGCUCAUCAGGAAGAACGACAUCGACUGGGAGGCCGAGGACCGCUACCAGUUCAACUGAACUGCCGAGGAUCGCUACCAGUUCAACUGAACUGCCGAGAGCCGUUGUAAGUUCAACGGAACUGCCGAGAGUCGUUAUAAGUUCAAUUGAACUGCCGAGAGCCGCUAUCAGUUCAACUGAACUGCCGAGAGCCGCUACCAGUUCAACGGAACUGCUGAGGACUAGUAGCGCUGGUCGACUUCAAAUGGAUUAUUAAGGUCAGGACAACCUCAUCUUCAAGACGUUCACGAAGCAACCAUACCAGGACAGCUCCCGUGGAGGCUGUUUCAUUCCUUUCUGCACCCGAUAAUCGGUUUGUUCCAUCCAGUACCGUUUUCCGCUUUAUUUAAUCACGUAUACUAAUACUAUCUGGAUCAGAUAGUUAUUAGUUUCUAAAUAGCUAGAUAUUAAUUUCUAGAUAACAUUUACAUCCGACUGCACACUACAUAUAAUGCAGUAAUCUAGUAUUGGACCAACUUCUGAUGUCACAUGUCAUGGUUUGAGACCUUUUAAAAAGCCUCAAACCAUGCCAAACCACCUUCUUGCGGUGCAAAAAAUCCCGAAAAGAAACCGUCUACCUUACACAGUAUUUGAUUAGAACUGAAUGACUUCAGAACGCCAAUUAUUAGGCUUCUAUUUGAGAGUAGCCGUUUUUCGGCUGCGAUGCGUUGUGCUGUUGUUUGUGGUGCCAGAUUCGUGUUGCCUUCGUGCUGUUUGUGACCUGGCUGGCUGGUGCCUGGUGAAGGUACUGCGCUGGUUCGCCGCGGCCAGUGAGAAGGGGCCUCGACUGUGCGGGCUCCGUGAUACGUUGUGUGAAGCGCCUUCCCAGUUUCACUGUUUUCUGCGCACAAUGUAGCUCUGCGAAGCCAGUAGGUUGAGAAAUGAAUGGUAGAUAGCUCCAGCAGUGCAUUUUGCGCAUUUGUAUACUUGCAUAUUUGUUCGAUGCCAGUGGUCGUGAGAUUCGCUUUUGAACGAUCAGUGAUUGUAUCUUUCUAAUAUUUAUGCCUUUAAAUAGGCGUAAUUCUGUUUAAAGGCAAGACAGACUCGACUAACAAAACUUUGUCAAGUUUAAGCCACAAGUUAUUUUUACCUGCCAACAGAUCAAUGUGAUGGACAUGUGGUCGCAUCGUUUACAACCAUAGUACAGGGGUUCCUUAGACUGGUAUAAUCGGGUGUUUUUAACACACAAUCACCGCUGACUUUUCACUUCUUCAGUUUCCCAUUUGAUAUUAACCACUUUGUUUUACCGAUGAACACCGUUGUUUGCGCAGUUUUAUCACAAAUGUGUCGGUUUUACGUCACUGAGUGCUACUAGUGUUGCUGAUGUUAAGACUUAGGACAUACCCGUUGGUGCUGCUGUAGGGAAGUCACCGGGUUUUAUUAUUGAGACCUGUGUGCAUUGUUUCAUGUGUUACAACUUUGCUAAGCGUCGGUGUGUAACUAUAUCAUGUAACAUCCUACUUCGGAAUUACGACCGUUUUGCCCUGUCUCAGAUUUCCGACUCGCAAUUGUUCUCUAUUCAUUAUAUUCCAUUCAUGCCGAUAACUCACCACAGGUUGCCCUUCCCGAAAUGUCAUCAUUUUUAUGCAUUUGCGUUGCCGCUAGCGGUCUGACAGGCUGGGUCCGCUUAUGUAAUACGGAAUGGCAUUAGCCGACUACCGCAAUCAUGGUGUUCUUUUGUUUCUUAUCACACCUUAGUGAAAGAGAUAUCGUGAACUUGAAUCGAACAUUGUGUUUUAGACUGAGUUUGUUUAUUUUGUUAAACUGAUAAUUGUUAUCCAUUACAUAAACCUGUCCUAAAUGACUGUCUUUGUCUUUUAGUUGCGUAUUUUACGCAGCUUAUUUUGUUCCCUUUCCGAUGCUUGACAUCCUGUCGAGCAUUCUAGUGGACCACCAACUCCUCCAUACCUGGUGCCUCGAAAACUCAUGUCUUGUAUGCCGUACUGAAUUUAUUUAAGGCGCCUUA
Messenger RNA from Amphibalanus amphitrite, 6149 nucleotides. Its product is annotated as transient receptor potential cation channel subfamily A member 1 homolog. The coding region runs from base 467 to 4204 and encodes 1245 amino acids. Gene Ontology annotation, cellular component: membrane. NCBI's taxonomy places the organism in Eukaryota, Metazoa, Arthropoda, Thecostraca, Balanomorpha, Balanidae. Gene Ontology annotation, biological process: monoatomic ion transport; transmembrane transport. The transcript has 22 exons. The record is from RefSeq and is a predicted model, not a curated record. Gene Ontology annotation, molecular function: protein binding; monoatomic ion channel activity.